Messenger RNA from Mesocestoides corti, 1854 nucleotides. Lineage: Eukaryota; Metazoa; Platyhelminthes; Cestoda; Cyclophyllidea; Mesocestoididae. The record is from the annotation of a GenBank genome assembly.
AUGCGUGUACUUAGUGCAUCAGACAGCAGGCGUCUGCGCACAGCGGUGACGCACGUCGAAGGGGCUGCUGCAGAACCACCUUGCCUUCAAAAUCCUUGUCGAAAUGGAGGCAAAUGUGAGCCCUUUUCUGGCACUCCAGAUGGGUACCAGUGCAUUUGUCCUGAACCCUACGGUGGCCCCAACUGUACCAUUGAAAAUCCCACCUGCAUUGACAUGCCUUGCCUCAAUGGAGCGUCAUGUGAAGACCUCCCGAAUCGACAAUUCAAGUGCAUUUGUCCCCCGGGUUUCGCAGGCCUCAGGUGUGAGUUCAAGGACCCUUGCCUGGUGAAACCGUGCCUCAACGGAGCCAGAUGUUUCUCGAACAACCUCGGGAAGCGCGAAUGCCACUGUCCAGCCGGGUUCACCGGCGACGACUGCAGCGUAGAUGUGAACGAGUGCGCAAUUGGCGAGCGCUCGCCCUGCGAACACAGUGGAACCUGCAUUAACGAGCCCGGAGGCUACCGGUGUGAAUGCCUCAGCGGAUACACGGGACCGCGCUGCGAGACUCUCGUCCUCAACUGCAAGCCAAAUCCGUGCUUACACGGGGGCCUCUGUCACGACAAGGGCGAUGGCCAUGAAUGUCUCUGCCCCAGAGGUUACGAAGGAAAACGCUGUGAAACCAACUCAAAUGACUGUGCGGGGUCGCCCUGCAAAAACGGGGGUAUCUGUGAAGACCUCAUAGGAGACUUCCGGUGCAAUUGUCUACCAGGAUGGAAGGGACACUUUUGUGAGGAGAAGAUGCUGCCCUGCGAUUCAAAGCCAUGCUUAAAUAAUGGUGUCUGUGAGAACACGGCCACUGGACACCGAUGCCACUGUACUCAAGAGUGGACGGGUGGGGGGUCGGCUCAUAUUGAUGAGGGUGGUGGUGGUAGUGGUGGUGGUGGUGGCGGGGUAAGACAGGGCGGGGUGGGUGAAGGGACCAGGCGCGCACAGCUACAACAGCUGUAUUCGCGCGACUUGUUUGACAAACGGCGCCUCCAGGUGGAACACAUUGUUGUGCAUGCAUGGCUGGGUGCGUCCUCGCACGCGCGCACGCACACAUACGGUGUAUUCCACUUAGUAGUCUGCGUCAAGUACUGUUUUGGGCGGCCACCGAUAAUGGGCCUUCGUAAUUCUCUCACCCUUGCCAAAAGUUUCAAAGGAUCACGCUGUGAAGUUGACGUCGACGAUUGUGUGGGCAUCUCUUGUCUCAACGGUGGCUAUUGUGUUGACCAACCAAACGCUUGGUACUGUCAAUGUCCUCCAGGUUACUCAGGCAGAAACUGUGAGGUCCAGGAGACCCCAGCUUCAGCUUCCGGCCUUGCAACCUGCAGAAAAGGCAAGAGCUGUCUCCACAGUGGCACCUGUCACCGCUCAUCCGGUGAUAGACAAGCGGAGGCCUUUUGUGACUGCCCCCUAAAUUGGCACGGCGAGUUUUGCGAGAUUCCCGUGUGCCCAGAGGAUGCCUGUGCAAACGGAGGACGUUGCGAAGCCCUGCUUUUGCACUUCGGCAAUGAGUUUGAGCCGUCACAGAAACAGUCCUACUGCAGUUGCCCUCCGGGCUUCUUUGGAGACUACUGUUUAGACAGGGUUGACAGGUGUGCGGCGGACUUGUGCACGAACGGUGGUUCGUGUCUAGACGAGGCCGGCGGUGGCGCCCGGUGUCGCUGCCUGCCGGGUUUCGGAGGCAAUCGAUGCGAACGCACCCUCCGAACGUGCUCCGAAGAGCCUUGUCUAAACGGCGCGUCCUGUGUGGAGGCCACAGCACCCACCGAAACCUCAACAAAGUCCCUAUUCUCUUGCCGAUGUGCGCCUGGAUUCGAGGGUGCGUUUUAA